AUGGCUACAAUCGAGAGUACGGAUUUAGAUAAAAUGAUUGGUACUUACCAAUUUAUAUACGAAUAUUAUUUUUCACAAGCUGAUAGCAACGGACAGGGCAUUACGAGUUCAAUAGAAUCAAGUAGCUAUUUUAAUCGUUCAAAUUUAAAACCAGAAGUAUUAAAGGAUAUAUGGAGUUUGGUCGAUCCAACUGGGAAAGGAUAUCUCGAUCGGCGGACAUUUUAUAUCGCACUGAAAUUGAUUUCGUUAGCACAAAAUAAUCUACAAUUCAACUAUGAAAAUCUUUAUCAAGAAGUGGCACCCCCAACUAUUGGAGAAAUUCCUCAAUCAGUUUUGAUGUCAGUCGAUGAUUCUUGGCAUAUUAAUGCAACAUUACGAUGCACGUUUGAUCGUGCAUUCGAUAAACUGUGCGGUAAUAACAAUAAAUUACCUGGAUCUCAAGUUAAAACAAUUCUAUUAAAAUCUGGACUAUCUGCUGAUCUUUUACAUCGAAUAUGGGAUUUGAGUGAUUAUGAUCAAGAUGGAGCAUUAGAUCGUGAAGAAUUUGCUAUUGCAAUGUUUCUUAUACAGCGAAUCAAACAAGGUUUAAGCAAAGAACUACCAGAUAAAUUACCAGUUAAUCUAUUACCACUCAAAGUUCGACUGACUUCAGGAGACACAGUUGGUGGACUAUCACUAACGCUUACAGCAAUCUCGCCCAAGAAAAAUGAAGAUCAUUGGAUUGUGAGUCCUGAAGAAAAACAACGUUCCGAUGUUCUCUUUCAAUCACUCGAUACAGAUAAAGAUGGUUUUUUAGCCGGUUCGGAUGUGUUUCAAACAUUUUUAGCUAGUGGUUUGCCUAGUUUUGUAUUGUCGCACAUUUGGAAUCUUUGUGAUAUUGGUCAAACGGGUAAAUUGAAUUCUGAACAAUUUGCAUUGGCAGUUUAUUUAAUUAAUCAAAAAAUAAAAGGCAACUACAAUAUACCUGUGGAGCUCACAAUGGAAAUGAUGCCGCCUAGUUUACGACCGAAAACGUUUCAUAUAAACGAAAGUGAUAAUCAAGAAUUGCAACGAUUAUUAAACGAAGUUAGUCAGUUGACGAAUGAAAAGUCAUUACGUGAGAUACAGUUGAAUGAACGAGAUCAAUUAGUUAAACAAAAACGUUCAGAAUUAGCAUCAUUAGAAUUUCACGUUGAAACUGUUGUUAAAACAUUAAAUGAACGUGAGCUACGCAAAACAGAAAAGAAAAAUGCUCUAUCUGAUUUCGAGGAAAAAAAGCGUAAAGCUGUUCAAUAUAUAAAUGAAUUGAAACAACAAAUAUCUAUGGAAGAACAGGCAAAACAAGUUCAACAAAAAUUGCAUGCAUCAGCUGUUGAGUAUGAUAUUCAAAAACAGAAUGAUUCACGGAUUAAAAAUAAUAUAGAUCAAUUGAAAAUGGAAAAGAAUAGUUUGGAAUCAAAACUAAUGACAAAGCAACAAACUUUAACACAGUUGACACGUGAUUUAGAAAAAUUUCGAUACAUUGUUCAAAAUCAGCAAAAAUUUCUCACUGAUUAUAUAAACAGCAAUGGUCAACAAGCAAUUACCGAAUUAAUACUCAAAUUUCAACAAGCAACAACCUUAUCUAAUAGUUUACCCUCCGUUUCUGCUACCCCUCCUCCACAAACUAUACCACUGUCAACAUCCACUGGUAAGAUGUCGGCAUCGAACAGUAUGACGAGUGGAUUUAGAGAUCAAACUAACCAUUUUAUACCGAAUUUUCAAACUCCAUCAACAUCAUCAAAUUCACAGGCACAAGGUUUUUCAGCUGAUCCGUUUGGUUUAACUACCACAUCGACUGGAUCAACCUUAACAGGUACUCACUUACAUGCUGAUGAUCCAUUUUCUUCAUCUACAAAAAAUGAUCCGUUCAUUUCCUCAGUAUCAUCGGUUGGAGGAGGAACUCAUUAUACUGAUGGUAGUGAUCCGUUUCAACAAAACGGUUCGAAUAAAUUCUCUACUACACAUGAUCUAAUAAAAAAAUCAAUGAUGAAUCGUUCAAAAACACCUAAUCCAAAUAUGUUCAAUCUAAAUCCAUUAACAAAAUCUGAACAACCCCAACGUCCGCAAUCAGCCAUGGAUUCGGCACUUAAACAGGGUCAAGCGCCAUCUCAAGCGUUUAACGAUUUACUUGAUAUAUUUUCAUAA
Messenger RNA from Didymodactylos carnosus, 2166 nucleotides. The record is from the annotation of a GenBank genome assembly. Lineage: Eukaryota; Metazoa; Rotifera; Eurotatoria; Philodinida; Philodinidae.